This is a messenger RNA of Perca fluviatilis (European perch), 9567 nucleotides long. It is a transcript of the gene nfat5b, whose product is annotated as nuclear factor of activated T cells 5b. Lineage: Eukaryota; Metazoa; Chordata; Actinopteri; Perciformes; Percidae. The transcript is spliced from 13 exons. The coding region runs from base 1387 to 5316 and encodes 1309 amino acids. The record is from RefSeq and is a predicted model, not a curated record. Gene Ontology annotation, cellular component: transcription regulator complex. Gene Ontology annotation, molecular function: RNA polymerase II cis-regulatory region sequence-specific DNA binding; transcription factor binding; DNA-binding transcription factor activity, RNA polymerase II-specific. Gene Ontology annotation, biological process: cytokine production; calcineurin-NFAT signaling cascade; regulation of transcription by RNA polymerase II.
UUCAGGCAUAUGUUGCAACUACCUCUGGAUGUUAUCCGAUACAACAAGAUAUAAUUUUACUGUAUGUAUAUAGUUAAAAUAGAUAGUAAUGUGUAAUAUGAUCUGGACAUCUGUGAACCAUAAACAUUAGUAUACACUUGAUAUCUAUUGCCAGGUGCCUUCAAAUGCCUUUUUACCAUUUCAGUGUGUUGCUCCUGUAAUUCACCUUUCGCUUUAAUGUGCAAUGAAACUGAGUAGAUGAAUGGCUAGAUGUUUAAAUUUAAUCAAGGGUCUGAUUUACUAUUAUGAAGUAUGUCAAAUUAUCACUAUCUUCCAAUCAUUGCCAGUGUAGUCUGUUUCUAGUGCUAAACGUUUGGUGUCUGCCAACCAUUGUUGUUGAUCUCGUUUGUUUUGUGUUCUGUGAUUUUGAUUGAACGUAUGUUCAUCUAAAUUGCAGGGUGCAGGUGUUGUGUGUACAUUUAAUGUAUAAGUACAUGACCGUUAACACAAAGAGAUAUUGAUAACUAAAUGUAAAGGUCAGAUGGCAACAAAUGUCAGUAUGCUAGUAUGGAUGGGUCGGCUGAGACAAGGCAAAUAGGGAGGAGGUUCCAGGACACUUGAAUACACCGGUGCUUGAAAAUAAAAAUAAAAGACAGAUGCACAGUAAAAACGGGGGCACUAUUGAUGCAAGGAUUACUACUUGUGUGUACUGUACAGCAAAGUGCUAGACAAAGUUUGCAUGGAUUCAAACUGAAUUAACUGGACGUAGGAUUUUGCACAGGUAGAGUAAUAAUACAGAAGAAUGAGACAAUAAUUUAGAGAUAAAUAAAUACAUUAUAGAUAUAGGACAUUCCCAUGUAAAUAAUAUUCAAAUGUACAAUCUGCACACAUCGCAUAGUCAUACAUAUUUUUUAUCCAUUACUGAACGUAAUCCACAACUAUAGCCUACUGUAUAAGCAUCUUUCAGCGGACAGCCAGACACAUUCUGGUGUAUUCUUGUACAAAUAAAUGUAACUAUAGUUUAUUCAAAAUAAAUAAAUGAGAAUACAAAAGAAAAGAAAUGCUGAUGAUUGUUAAGAGAACUCAUAUAAUUAUCUCGUUAUUCGUAAAUAAAUGAAUCCCGACGUGGUUUUUACGUAUUGCGUCAUUAGUGUGGGCGUUGCUCUCGGUGUGAGCAGCUCGGGUAGUCUGCUCAUAACAACAUGCGUCGUAGGCGGACCGAGGGGGACUCACCAGCCAAGUGACAGCGGAGACGGUUAACCAGCUAUAACGACAGGGUCAACUUAGUCUCUACAGUUGUCUCAACACAAUAUUGAAGUUUUUUGUGACAGUCAGAGAGAAAAUAAUCUCGUUGAGUGACGUUAUCUCACUUGAGGGUGUCUGGUUUCCUCAGUCUGAGGGAUUGCGAUGCCCUCUGACUUUAUCUCCCUUUUCAGCGGGGACCUCGACCUGAAUUCUCCCAGAUCCUUGUACUCAAAAGAAUCAGCGUAUGACCUUCUUCCCAGAGAGCUACAGUUGCCUUCCUCCACUCAUCAGAGUCCAAAAGUCAUGAGUCAAAAGAGCGGCGGAGAGGCAGGGCCUCCCCCUUCAGCUGCUCUAGCAUCAGAUGCCAUGUCCUCCUCUAUGACCAUGGAAGGCCCCCGAAGUGCUUUUCCCAACUCGUCCAGCCCCACCAUGCAUUCCAGUGCUUCAGCCAGUGCACAGAAACCAGUUCACAGCGCCAAUGUUGACCUGGAGGACACCAGGAGUAGCAGAGUGGUUCCAGAGGUUGUCGGAGCAGAAGGUGGGAAUGGUAAAUGCAGCAGGGGCAGCAGUGAGCUAGGAGGAGGAAGAGGCAUAACAUCCCAGGAGGCCCAGCCACAUCACCAGAUGACCCCAUCUAAGCGCCGCACCAUACUGAACAUCUCUCCACCUCCACAAGACCUAUUUGAUGACAGCCAGAUGUCCUGCCAGGAUGAAACAUCCCUGGACUCAGAGCAGAGUAACAGCAUCUGGAUGGAAGACUCUCUCUCCAACUUCAGUAUCAUGAGCACCAUCUCUUACAAUGACAACACAGAGGUGCCACGGAAGUCCCGCAAACGUACCCCUCGGCAAAGGCCUGGUCCUAAGUCUGUGCCUGCAGGAGAAGCCAGUAUGGACGUGUUUGAUGCAGACAGUGCCAAAGGUCCACACUUUGUCCUGUCACAGCUAGGUCCGGACAACAAGACUGGAUCAAAAGGAAGCUCUGAUGAUCCUCAGAAAACUAACCAGAAAGGAGGAACUCUAUCGAUGCAAUACCCACAGAAGAGUGAGGGGAAGGAGGUGAAGAUCCUCGUCCAGCCUGAGACUCAGCACCGAGCCCGCUAUCUGACUGAAGGCAGCAGAGGGUCAGUGAAGGACCGCACUCAGCAGGGCUUCCCUACUGUAAAGCUGGAGGGAGUAAAUGAGCCAGUGGUUUUGCAGGUGUUUGUGGGCAACGACACUGGGCGUGUUAAGCCUCAUGGUUUUUACCAAGCUUGCAGGGUGACCGGCCGCAACACCACAGCCUGCAAAGAGGUGGACAUAGAUGGCACAACUGUCAUCGAGGUGUACCUUGAUCCAAGCACCAACAUGACACUAGCGGUGGACUGUGUUGGGAUCUUGAAGCUCCGUAAUGCCGAUGUCGAGGCUCGCAUCGGUGUGGCUGGAUCGAAGAAGAAGAGCACACGCGCUCGGCUGGUGUUUCGGGUAAACAUCCCCCGUCCAGAUGGAUCAGUGCUCACACUACAGACUCCAUCAUCUCCAAUCCUGUGUACUCAGCCUGCAGGAGUGCCUGAAAUCCUGAAGAAGUCACUACACAGCUGUUCAGUGAGGGGUGGAGAAGAGGUCUUUAUCAUUGGCAAAAACUUUCUUAAAGACACCAAAGUUAUAUUUCAGGAGAAUGUCUCUGAUGAUAAAUCGUGGAAGGCGGAGGCUGAAAUUGACAAAGAGCUGUUUCACCAGAAUCACUUGAUAGUGAAGGUUCCUCCGUACCAGAACCAAGCCAUCACCUCUUCAGUGUGUGUGGGAAUCUAUGUGGUGACGAAUGCUGGGAGAUCCCAUGAUGUUCAGCCUUUUACCUACACACCAGAUUCAGCAAAAACUGAUGUUCCUGUGAAGAAAGAGGCGCCUUCUCCAGUGAAGACUUGCUCAUUUGAAGAACAAAUUAAAGUUCUAGAUGCUGCCUUGAUGCCUUCCAUGUUGCCUUUAGUGAAGAGAGAAGAUGUCACUCCGAUGGAGGUCACCAGUAACCUCCAAUCUUCUGGUGUAUUUAAGCAGACUGGUGACCUGUGUCCAGCCCAGCAGAACCCAGACAUGACUGCAGGACAUCUAAAUGAAAACAGACCAUUCUCCAACAACCUGUCUCAGGCUGCAGGUGACCCUGACAAAGGCCAGGCACCUGUUUUUCUCAACACAGAGCCCUUAAGCACUAUCCAGAAGCAGGACAUGGCAGCCGCCAGCUCUUUCUCGGUGCCUGCUGACUCACUGCUCCAGCAGGGAUCACAGCAGUUCCUUCUGGAGCCUAGGGAAGGCCUCGGACAGGAGAGGCCCGGCAGUGGCUCUGGAGCUGUGGGGAGGCUGUGUGGAGAACCUGCGCCACAACAGCAGCAAUUGCCGCUGUUCCCCCCAGAUGAAGUAGCCCAGCUGGAGGAGGCAGUGAGGCAACUUAAAGCCAAAGGGUUCUGUAACUUACCACUUCAGUCUGACAACUCAAUGGCCAAACACCAGCAACAACACAUGCAGCACCAACAACAGAUCCAAAAACAGCAAAUUCAGCAGCAACACAUUCAGCAACAACAGCUGCAACAGCAGCAGCAACAGCAGCAGGUUUUGGAGAAUUUACAGCAGCAGCUGUUUCAGUCACAGAUUCAAAUGCAGUGUGGCAUGUUUCAGGAUGCCCCUCAGGCCAAGAACGCAGAGCAGGGCUCAUCACAAGGAGUGGUGCCAAACCAGGGGACUCUUUUCCAACAGGCCCAACAGCAGCAGCAGCAUCAACAACAGCAGCAGCAACAAGCAGCUCUAUUUCAGCAGGCGAGUGAUCUGCUCUCUAUUCAGACCAACUUCCUCCAGCAGACCCCCUCACACCCUUCACCACCCAUGUUCCACAAUCCCAGUUCUUUGGCUGAAACACAAGAUCCACAAGGUGGGUUGUUUCAGGAAGCCUCUCAGGAGCAGGUCCAGGCUGCUCUCUUCCAAAAUACCAUGACAGUACUACAGUCUCCGGACCAACGGCCCUCAACCCCGGGACUUUUCCUCCCUCAGUCAUCCCUCCCCUCUCAGCUCACAACCAGUAGUGCUCAGCAACAACAGCAACAACAACAACAACAACAGCAGCAGCAGCAGCAGCAGCUGGCCUUCCUUAGUGCUCUACAAACACCUGCCCCUGAACCACAGUCAGUAUUUCAGGCUCAGACACAGCUGUCCCCCAUCCAACAAAGAAGCCCCAUGGAGCAGCAGCAGCCCUCCCAGCCUCAGCCCCACACACAGCCGGCCCAGCAGGCUUCCCUGUUUCAGAACAUCUCCCCACAUCCAUCUGCCAACACACUCUCUCCAGGCCAGCAGCAGCAACAGCAGGCUGGCCUUCUGUUCUGCAACAACCCCCUGUCCACUCCGGAUCAGGCCUCCAACCUCCUGUUCAGCAGCCAGGGCCAGAUGCCACCGCUGACCAGCAGCAGUCUAGUUUCCCAAGAGCCCCAAAACCCGUCUCUGCUCUUUUCCCAGGCCAGCAUGGUGACAGUAAACCAGCAGGAUCGCUCUGAGCCCAUGGCCUUAGGGAACCCCACCGAUCAACAACAGCAAGUCAUGUUUCAGGAGCAACAGCCAAUGCAGCUGGGCAGCAGCUCAAACAACCGGCAGGAGCAGCCUGUGGGCCUCUUUAUGCCUCAGUCUAACAUGGCCUCCCUGCAGGGGGGGCUGGCAGCUCAGGAGCUCGCACAGUCAGCCAUGUUUGUCUCUCAGAACGGCGUGGCAAACCACCAGACGACCACCUCCUCUCCUGUUCAACAGCCAGGGACUCUGUUUCAGACCGCUGUCAGUGGGAGCAUUAAUCAGCCCAGUCAGCCUCAACAACCUGGCCUCUUCCUUUUUGGGAUUGAGAACGAAUGUGGCCAGCUGAUGAACACUCCUGGAAACACGCUGUCGGAUCAGAUUAUUGCCAUCAGCCAAUCUGGUCAGAACCAAAGAGAGAGUGAUGCACACAUCCAGUCCCUGCUCAGCCAGUCCCUGUCUCAGUCUGGGCCUGUGCAGAACAGCAUGAGUGCCUCUCAAAAUAUGGAGAAAAUUGAUGACCUGCUGGUCAGUCUGCAGGACUCAGGCAGCAACUUAACCCGUUCAUACUAACUUUUAUGCAGGUUCACGGAUUGUCUUUUAUUUUUAACAGGUGGAAUAAUUGUAAAAUGUAGACAAAAAAGUCUAAAUAUUGUCUGUUAAUAAGCCCAUGCAGCAAAAGAUUUGUAAAUUUGUCUCGCAUCAUGAAGUUUGAGACAACAUAAGUCUCUUCCUCCUCAUGAAUAUUCUCCAGAGUUGCAUGGAUGAUAUCUGUUAUCUCGUUAUUAAGGACAAACUUGACAAAUUAAUAUCCAGACAGUGAACCAGGAAUUUGAUUUGGAAUUUCUUGGCUGAGUGGGCUGGCCGAGAAAGCGAAUGUCUCCUUUUAACUUUAUGACUGACUGACUCCCCAUUGUAACAAACGUGCAAAAUUAGAUAGGCUCCAGGCAAGAACAGAUAACUUGUCAUUACUGUUCUUUGAGAAAAGCAGCAUUUGGUGCUUUCCUUCAACUUUUCCUCUGAAAGAACAGUAGCUUAGUGGUCUUGUUACUCAUUAACUUGUGAAGUUGUGUGUGCAUCUGUAGAUAUAUAGUCAGUGAUUUUAUCUGCAGCGUCUUUCGGUUCUCGUGGUGUUUUCUAAAGUGUUCUCCAGAGUGUUUAGUGGUUUCCAUGAAUCGUGUUCCCUUUAAUAUUCUUUUGCAUUUUUGUUGCGUGGAAGGCGGAGUGUGCGGUGUAGCAGGAAGGUUUAGAGAAACUGCGGUAUGUAUGGUUGAAGACAUCCAAGAUGUGGAAGGUAGCCGCUGUUGACGUGGUUUAAAAUUAUUUUCACCCAACAGUGCAGGAAGUGUAUUGAAAGAAAGUUAGCGGGUUAAAGAUGAGGCAGAGAAAUGAGAGGUAGAAGAAAAGUAGGAAAAUCUGAUGUGUAGUCACAAACAAGCGUCUUUAUUCUAUAUGUGCUGAUUAUAUAAAUGUUGUAGCAGCCAGUAAUAUACAUAUAUUCACUCAAGCUGUCUCUGGAAGCCCACAAAGUAUAUUUUAAUUAAUAAUAUGUCAUAGAAGGAAACAGUGCUCAGUAGGUGUAUUACUAAUGUAAUGUAAUUAGUAAUGUGGCAUUUUGUUGCCUGGCUAAAUUAGAUCGAGUCUUGUCUAGACCUGUUUGGUGCAGUAAUACCUGUAAAAGAAUAUUUUAGCUGUCGGUGUGGCAGUGCAGUGAAGAUGGUCACCUCCAGCUGUGAAACAUAUCUUUCAGUACAAGAUACUUUAACAUCUCCACCACAGUGUACAGAUAGCACUUUAUGAUAUCAGUAAGCAAACAUGUUCCGGCUAACAUUUAGUCUGUAUUCAUCAAAUCCAAACUAUGUCAGUUUGGUACUUUUUUUUUUUUUUUUAAAUAACAGAUUCUCCUUUUAAUUCAUUAAAGGGGUGAAUCUUUUAAGAAAGUGUGGCGGUAGAAAAAUAACAAAUAUUGGCGAAGGCUUUUACAUUCAGCACUUUAUGAUGCUGUUCUUUGUGACCACUUUACUCAUCGAGGGUACAGUACAGUCCCACAAGAGGUGGUGGGUUGUUUGUUCAGCCGCCUCUUUCUCAUUGUUUACAGUGAAGAAGAUACUCUUUUUUUUUUUUUUUUUUUUUUAAACAUUCUGUUACAACUAUCAACUAUUCAUUCCCAAAACCUAAUACAUUAUUUAUUCCUGAAAACCAGCUAAGAAAUCUGGAGAAAUGAGUUAGCUAGUUAAAUCGAGACGAUCGAGUCGUUUUUAUUCAGUUGAUAUCAUUUCAGUUGACAUAUACCUCUUAUUCAAACACAUCUACAGUAGAGGGAGUAGAAUGUAAUGUUAUUAUUAUUAUGAUUAUUAUGUGUUUUAGUGUCAUAAUUCUGCGUCAGGCACGCAUGAAGUGGAAUAGUAUUCUUAAACAAGCUAGAGAAAAGCCUUUUUUGUUUUUACCAGUUUUAGUAAUGUUAUGGAUUUAGUGAAUGUUGAGGAGAAGCAACUGUUUGCUGGCUCAACUGUACACAACAUUAUACAUCUCAUCCAGCAGUUGGCUAGUGGCCUCAGGACCAAAGUUUGACUCAAAUCUUGCUUUGCAUAAAUCCUGAUGACAGGCCAGUUUUAUGGCUCAUAAGCUUUUAUUUCCUUUUUUUAAAAGAAACAUAGAUGAUUUCAUUAUAACGAUGCCCUGCUGCCACAUUUUUCUUUCUUUUCGGUUGUUGUGAAUUUUUUUUUUGGCAAAAAACUGUAUUUGUGUCAUGUUUAGUUUUACUGUAAGUGUAAGCAUGAACAAGGGGCUGGUCUCUGAUGAUGACAGAAUUAGCUCCCGUUUUAUGCCUCAGUCGUUGUUCUUGAUUUGUUUAUUAGAAACACAAAACAGCUUUACAUUUUAUACACUUUUAAGUCAGAAACAGCUAUUAUUUUAUGAUGGAGAUUAUGUUAACUUGGCUAAUGUGAUUUCAGUCACUACGGCGUGUCAGUUUGAGUGGUUGUGAGUGUUUUUUAAAGGGACCCUACUCCUGAAGGAAACCUGACUUUGGAGAAAAGAGCUACCUGGGAUUGGCUUUCUUCAAAUUGUGAAAUAGAAGAACUAAAAUUUCCAGUGUUGAGUAUUUAUGAUUUUAUUUGUUUUUGUUUAUUUUAAGUUUAGAUUUUUUUUUUUUUUUUUUUUCUGUGUAGUACAUGUGCCUCUCUUCGGAGAAGCAUAUUUAAUUUAUUUGUGUGUUGUUUAUUAUCUAAAUAGUUUCACGUAAUCAGCUAUGUUCAGAUAUAUUCUAACUAGAUUGAUGACAGCAAUGUGAUCUGGCGCCCCCCCACACCUGCUGAUACUAGCACCUUGUGAUGAUGGUGGUGAUGCCUUUAAAAGAGACCGUAAAGUGAUUUGUACACUAUGAAUAUUAUGCGCAUUGCUGUGCACAGUUAGUGUUUUGUUAUAAUAUAAGCCUGCAUGUACAUAUCAUGUGGUUGUUCAAGGCUAAUAAUUGAAUUGCUGGCCCUGUAUUCCUUUUUUACCAAAUAGUUGAACAUUCAAACAGCUUUUAAUUAAAAAUUAGAAAUCCUUCAAAGCAGGGCCAACAAAUGUCAGUGUUUUUACUAUAAAUAUAUAGAACUGAAUGUGAUUAUACAGCAUGGCUGUAAAUGUGUCACUUGGAUCCAAAAUGCUCUUUUAUACACAUACUGGGGAGGUAAUUACUUUUUUUGAAAUUACAGUUUCCUCAUUUGUGUGUUUCCAAUGUAACUGGAGAUCAGAAAUAUGUAAAAGCGUGACUCAUUAUACAGUCACUACUAACUGUAUGGAAAAGGUUCUCAUAUUUCCUACAGACUACAGACUCUAACUGUCUCUAUUUCUUGCAAUAGAACAAGUGGUUUUCUUUUAAUAUUACCCAUUAAUUUAAUGUCAACAAAUUAAAUCUGCUGUCACAGGUGUUAUUUUUGUUCCUAAAAUGUCACUUUAGACACCAAUAGAAAAUGUACAUGUGCCUCGAGGAGAUGUUGUAGUAGCGACCAGAUGGAUGUUUUACCAUUGUUGCCUGUUGAAUACCCCUGGUUCUGCCAGUGAUGAUUAGUCCUCAUUAACUAGAAUGUUUUAAGCCAAAAGACUUUAAAUGUACUUUAAAUGCUCAACAACAGUGACCAGAUAAAUGUGGUUGUGUUUGAUAAAUGUGUUGUGCAAUUUCUGUCAUGCAUCUAACUAGUUUGUACUGAAGUAUCCAUUGCAUUUAUGUUAUACAACGUAGAUGCAGACACAUUUUCCCUGAAACUGCUAUGCAGCUAAUAUACUGUAAAUGUAGAUCUGUUAGUUUUUGAAUAUAUAUUUUUCUAAACAGCAUAAAGUAGAAACCAAAGUAGAUGUUCUUUCUAUUAUUUAUGUUGCUUGUUGAAAUAUUUUCUGAUGCUUUGAGUGCCGCCUGAAACCGAUUUUUAAUCUUUUAAUCAGUUUUUAAAAAAAUGCAAAUUUCUCAAUGCAUGCUAGAACAGUUUUGUCCUAUACUGUAAUUUUAGAGCAAUUACAAAUUCUGCAAAACAUACAUUUUCAUGUAAUUUGUUCUAAGUCUGGUAUUAUUAUUUUCCUAAAUCCAUUCUCAACAUUUCUGUUACAUCUUUAACUGUCACUCUUUUAGUAAACCGCAUAUUUUUAGUCCUGGAAACAGCAAGGGGGAAUGUUUUCAUAUAUAUUUUUUCUAACCAUGUGAACAACUGUCAAAUUAUUACCCUUUGGGGAGAGGGACCUUUCUUCAUAUUUUGCUUUUUUUGGGGAUUUUUUCAAUCUUUUGCAAUUCCGUUUCUGUAAACUUGCUGCUAUCUAUAUUAAACAUAUAUACUUUAAAUGUUA